Messenger RNA from Fonsecaea multimorphosa CBS 102226, 900 nucleotides. RefSeq lists its product as uncharacterized. The transcript has 4 exons. The record is from RefSeq and is a predicted model, not a curated record. Gene Ontology annotation, cellular component: cytosol. Lineage: Eukaryota; Fungi; Ascomycota; Eurotiomycetes; Chaetothyriales; Herpotrichiellaceae. Gene Ontology annotation, molecular function: aldose reductase (NADPH) activity. Bases 1 to 900 code for a protein of 299 amino acids.
AUGGUGACUUUCAACCACACGUCCCAGAAGUUCACACUGAACACCGGAGCAGAGAUGCCCGCUGUAGGUCUGGGAACUUGGAAGUCACCGCCAGACCAAGUCCGCAACGCUGUCAGUCACGCGCUUCAGACGGGAUAUCGCCACAUCGACACAGCUCUGAAUUAUCGCAAUGAGGUCGAGGUUGGCCAGGGCAUCCGAGAUUCAGGGGUUCCGCGAGAGGAGAUCUGGGUAACCACGAAGCUGGACAACCCAUGGCAUCACAGAGUUCGUGAAGGAUUCGAUAAAUCCCUAGCUGACUUAGGCAUUGAGUACAUUGAUCUGUACCUGGUUCAUUUUCCCUGCUCCACCGACCCUGAAGACCCCUCGAAGCAUCUGUCUGAUUGGGACUUUGUCAAGACCUGGCAGGAGAUGCAAAAGCUGCUGGAUUCCGGCAAAGUCAAGAACAUUGGCGUCUCCAACUUUCAGAUUCGGCAUUUAGAGAAGCUUCUGGGUGAUCCGUCUUGCAAGAUUGUUCCUGCGGUGAACCAAAUCGAAUUGCACCCUGGCAAUCCAUCUCCUAAAUUAUUAGAGUAUUGCGCGUCGAAAGGCAUACAUUGUACAGCUUAUUCCUGUCUUGGAGGCGCAACAGACAAUCCGCUUUACAAGGAAGCUGUUUUGUCUGAAAUAGCGCGCAGAGUUGGCAAGUCUCCCGCACAGGUUCUACUGCUAUGGAGCCUCCAGAGAGGCACGAGCAUCAUCCCUAAAAGCGUGACACUGUCCAGGAUCGAGACAAACUUCCAGUUGGAUGGUUGGGAGCUGACCCAAAACGACAUGGCGGCUCUUAGUGGUAUCAAGACCCGGUUCAAGGUCGUCAACGACUCUUGGAUGCCAAUCAAGGUAUUUUUCGGAGACGACGAAUAA